AUGAAUAUUUCUUUCUUUCUUUCUUUCUUUCUUUCUUUCUUUCUUUCUUUUAUAUCCUGUUCUUUCUUUCUUUCUUUCUUUCUUUUAUAUCCUGUUCUUUCUUUCUUUCUUUCUUUCUUUCUUUCUUUCUUUCUUUCUUUCUUUCUUUCUUUCUUUCUUUUAUAUCCUGUUCUUUCUUUCUUUCUUUCUUUCUUUCUUUCUUUCUUUCUUUCUUUCUUUCUUUUAUAUCCUGUUCUUUCUUUCUUUCUUUCUUUCUUUCUUUCUUUCUUUCUUUCUUUCUUUCUUUCUUUCUUUUAUAUCCUGGAUGAAGAUGAAAAAUUUCGAGCAUUUGCUACUGAUGCCAAGAAGACGCUGCAGCGCCAGCUCCUGGUCAAAAAAGAGAAAACCAUUGCUUGUAUGAAGCAGCAACUCACUGAAAAGCGACGUGAAUUUGAAACCCGAAUGGAUGGUUUCGCUCAGAGGAGGUCAGCACUAGAAGAGAAACGACAAAAAAUGAAAGACCGCGUUACAAAGUUCGAGAGAUUUAUUCGUGAGAACGACCAGAAACGUGAACGUGCCGUGAUGAAAUAUUACAAUGAGAAUCAAGCAAAGCAAAAUAAAUCCAAAGAAUGCAGUCUGCUUUACACCAAAAUCAUGGAACUGAAAGAAAGGUGUCUGAAAUACGUAGACGAAAUCUGGUCGGUUGGGCCUGAAAUAUCUGGACGGUGCUGUUUGACCAAAAAGGCCAGAAUUCUUAGACAAUCUAAACGGUAG
Molecule: messenger RNA, 753 nt
Organism: Acanthosepion pharaonis
Lineage: Eukaryota; Metazoa; Mollusca; Cephalopoda; Sepiida; Sepiidae
Source: the annotation of a GenBank genome assembly